AUGGGCUGGAAUUCGUGGUUGACAUUGUCGACGUUGACGGCGGGUGCGGGCGCGGUGGUGGUGGAUCUAAAUUGGCAUCCUCCACGGAAUACCUCCGUGAAUGACCUCGCCAUGGCACUGCACGGGAGCGGUGUUUACGGUUUUAUUUUCAACUCGUCGCAUACCCCCGAUGAACAGUAUGGGACGUAUAAUUGGUGCAAUAUGCCCCAUGUGCGUAGGGCCGAGUAUAAGAGGGCUGCGAAGGAAUAUGAAUUGAGAUAUGUUGAGGUGAUCCAAAGACACCACAAACGAACGCCCUACGCUAGCAAUGCAUUCCCCGUGGAAUCGUACCACUGGGACUGCGACGACCAAGGGCUCUACUACUACGGCGCGCCCUUUCCCAGCAACAACACCGAUGUCAAAAACACCAAGCGUCCCGCGCCGGGCUUCUGGAAAGGCUUCACUUCUCCCGUGAACCCAUUUAUCCCCUCGGGAUGGAUCGGCACAUGCCAGUUCCCGCAGAUCACGAGCCCCGGCCUCGAGGACUCGUACGUGCACGGCGAGGACCUAUACGGCGUGUACCACGAACUCCUGGGUUUCCUGCCCGCUCGCUCGGACGACGCUGACGCCUGGCGUGACAAAGUGACCUACCGCGUCACGAACAACGUCAUCACGAGCCAGGUCGCGGGCAUGCUGAUCGGGGGGACAUGGCGCACGACGAAUCCUAUCCCGCUGCGCAUCGCUGCCGCGGGCAUCGACAGUCUCGAACCACAGUACCCCUGUGCCACGGGCAGCAAACUGUUCAACACCAUCAAGUCCGAUGCGGCGUGGCAGACCCAUCUCGACGCCGCGAGGGAUGUCUACGCUGUUCUAGAUGAUAUCUCCGGCGUGCCGCCGACAGAUGCUGGUUUCCAUGUUAGUUUCGAUCAUUACUUUGAUAAUCUGUCCGCGCGCCAGUGCCACGCGAAGCCGUUGCCGUGUAAACUCUCCACAGAAGGAAACACUUCUUCGUGCGUCGACCAAGCGCUCGCGGAUACAGUGUACCGUCUCGGUCAAUGGGAGUACUCGCGGAUGUACCGCGAUGCGCCGACGUCGCUGGCUGCGUCCGUCGCGUCGUACGGGGUAUGGAUCGCGGAGCUAGCGGCGAAUUUACGCGCUGUUAUUACCUCUGGUGAUGAUGAUGACGAUGAAAAGUCGCUUUUGUAUAGGCACAAUGUGGCGCAUGAUGGGUCUGUUAGUCGCGUGUUGAGUAUUCUGCAGAUCGAGGUCAUGGUGUGGCCGGGGAUGGGGAGUGAGGUUGUUUUCGAGCUUUAUGAACGACGAGGAAGAAAUUUGAUGGAGCGAGAGGAGGAGAAGGAGAGGAAGGACGAUUCGAGUUCGGGAUAUUAUGUGCGGGUGUUGUUUGGUGGACAGGUCCUUCGGUCUUCGAAUCCGAGUCUGGGGGUCAUGGAUAUGCUGCCGGUUGAGACGUUGUUGGCGUACUUUGAUGGGCUAGUUGGUGAGAAUGCUAGUCUUGUGGUGGAUAAGUGUAAUGGGAGUGCUUAA
Messenger RNA from Xylaria bambusicola, 1524 nucleotides. Its product is annotated as histidine acid phosphatase. The transcript has 2 exons. The coding region runs from base 1 to 1524 and encodes 507 amino acids. Gene Ontology annotation, molecular function: phosphatase activity. The record is from RefSeq and is a predicted model, not a curated record. Gene Ontology annotation, biological process: dephosphorylation. Lineage: Eukaryota; Fungi; Ascomycota; Sordariomycetes; Xylariales; Xylariaceae.